AUGGCGUCACUCAGAAGUCUCCGCAGACUGCAGGGGACUUGGGCGGAAAGGAGACGGCCGGCCGAACAGGUUUGGGGCCGUCAGAGGCAUUGGGCAGUUGGGGGACGUGCCCACGGUGUGUCAGCCGCUGCUGCGUCUUGCCUGGAGUUGGCCUCCCUCGGCCGAGACGGCCCUGGCAGCGUCAGCACCGCGUCAGUUUGCAGCGCGUUCAGCUAUCUUGACGGAGACGCGGAAGAUAUACAGGUUGAUGAAUUCGAGCGGCGGCUUGAUGCAUUGUUUGAGAAAAGCAACGAGACUCUGACCAGUCGCUGCUUGGUGGCUGUUAAGCGAGGCUCCGCAGUGGAGAGUAGCUUGGCUUGCCAGUUGCUGGGGCUGCACAUCCUAACACUGGGGCAACCUGAUGAGAGGCUGUUUCAAACACUGAGGCCAGAGCUGGAGCGGAGCGCCAGCGGCGAUGCCGGCGGUGGAGCUGCCGUACAGGUAGCAGCGAUGGACACGCUGGCGCUGGCGGCGUUCGUGCUAGCGGAGGACGAGAUCGGCACCCGGGUCACCAUGGACCGUCUGAGGGGGAUGUGGCGGAAAGGUGACGUCAAGGCCCGAGCCGCGGCCGUACGCGGCUGGUCAUUCCUGCUCACAUCUCUGAAUGGCGAGAUGCGCGACGACGAAGCGACGUCGUGCUUGGCGGCUCUGGCGGGCCUUAUGAACGAGCGAGAUCUCGAGUUGCGGACAGCCGCUGGCGAGGCUGUUGCCGUACUGCGGUGCUGCUGCUCAAUCCGCGUGCUGGGUUUGCUGGCAGGGGCUGAGGAAGCCGAGGGCCUGGUGGGGGAGGGCGACGGGGAGGUUGAGGCGGCGGACGUGUACGACAGUCAGGAGCGGGAGGACGGAUGGGAGGACGAGCGAGAUGACGAACAUGAAAAGUCCGAGCGGGUGGAAGUCGAUCGUGCGGGGAGCAAUGCCGGCCGCCAUGGCAGGACGCGCAAUGAGGAUCGCGACGGUGGCGGUGGCAGCGGCCAGCUCGCUGAAGUCUUGGAGAGAAUGCAGAACCUGGCAUCAAAUAAAUGUGAAGCCCUCCGGCGCAACCGCCGGGACCGAGCUGCCCUGCGGUCCACCUUCCGCGGCCUGGUGGCGGUGCUUAACGACGGCCGGGUGCCGGAGUGCCGCAUCAAGCUGCAGUACGGAGACUCCCUCACGGUGGAGGGGGUGGCGGCCACUCAGCGACUGGCGUUUCUGAGGCGCUUUUUGGCGGGGGGAUUCCAGGCGCAUCUGCAGCACAACCCGCUAAUGCACGACGUGUUUGACUUCCGCCCCCGUACGGAACGUCCCGAGCGCCUGAGUGCCGCGGAGAAGCGCCUCACCCGCAGCUGCCACAGCGCCGACGCUCGGGCUCGAACCGCCGACCGCCAGUGGGCCCGGGACUCCAAGGCGUCACGUCUGCAUUUCGGCGGCUGCUGA
Messenger RNA from Volvox carteri f. nagariensis, 1452 nucleotides. RefSeq lists its product as uncharacterized. The record is from RefSeq and is a predicted model, not a curated record. Lineage: Eukaryota; Viridiplantae; Chlorophyta; Chlorophyceae; Chlamydomonadales; Volvocaceae. The transcript is spliced from 7 exons. The coding region runs from base 1 to 1452 and encodes 483 amino acids.